Molecule: messenger RNA, 6128 nt
Organism: Trichosurus vulpecula (common brushtail)
Lineage: Eukaryota; Metazoa; Chordata; Mammalia; Diprotodontia; Phalangeridae
Gene: PTPRC
Product: protein tyrosine phosphatase receptor type C
Exons: 33
Coding region: 123-4052 (1309 amino acids)
Biological process (GO): protein dephosphorylation; positive regulation of peptidyl-tyrosine phosphorylation; negative regulation of protein kinase activity
Molecular function (GO): protein binding; protein tyrosine phosphatase activity
Source: RefSeq, a predicted model, not a curated record
CUGUAGUUAGCAAGUGGUUAGUUGAAGGGUAACAGAGGAAAUUGCUCUCGGAUUGAUAAGACAACCCGGCAGAAAGGACGCAUGCUGUUUCAUUAGGAUACAGUCGAUUCACAGAUAUAACCAUGUUUUUGUGGCUUAAAUUCUUGACAUUUGGCUUUGCGUUUCUGGACACUGAUGUCUUUGUCGCAGGACAAAUCACAAAUGGCCCAGUUGCAGGACCGACUGAGGCUGAAAAGCCCCAAACUCUACUUCCAACUGACCCUCCACCUACUCGCUCCACUGCAUUCUCACCCGCAAGCAUCUCUGAAAGAGAAAAUGGUGCCACCAUUCCUCCUCUUAACUCAAAUGUUACUGCAACUGAUGUGUCCUCGGAAUCUGGCCAUAGUGCUAGAACUUUUGCUACUGAUGUGACAGGUGUGUCACCAACCAAGAGCGCUCACCUUACCACCCACGCAGCCUCUCACGCUCCCUCGGAUGGAUCUGUCAAUCCAACACUCAGCAGCAGCCCUGCUGUCUUUCCCACACUCAUCGCUCACACAGCGAAUAAGUCGACAGAUUACAUACCAGAAAUGCUUACACCCACAUCCUUACCUGCAGACUCAAACUCUACACCAGUAACAGAUUUCAAUCCAGCACGCAACAGCUCUGCUGUCCUUCCUUCACUCACUACUGCCAUCACCACCACUGAUAAUGUUUCAGAUCAUUCUGGUUCUACAAACACAGAAACACCUGUAACUGUCACAAGCAACCCUUCAAGCCUUAGCCCUGCCAUGACCGCUUCAACAACAGCAAGUAGUUCAAGACCAGAGCAAUGUGAGUUAUACAAAAAAAUCACUGUGGAUUAUAAAUAUUCCAAUGGAAGCUAUACUGCAAAACUGAAAAUUAAUGAAAUUGAGAUCAGUUGUGUACCUCCUAAUGAGUGUGAAAACCUAAGUGAAUGCUCUUCACCUAAUAUAACAGUUAACAGAACUGUUGUGCCAUGUUCAUUUCCCUUCACAUUAAAUGUGCCACCAGCUCCAAGCCAUUUUAAUUUAAUAAACUCAACAGAAAAAGAAAAAGCAGAUACUUCUAUUAGUUUAGAAUGGGAGUUUACCGAAGACAAUUUAAAUUGCAGAAUGGAUUUACUCUACGGCUUUGAAUGUAAAAACCAGGAUGGUCCAGUACAUUCCAAGAAGCAAUUGGAAAGAAACAUGAUGAAAAGAGAAUUCACUGGCUUGACUCCGCAAACACUUUAUAUUUGCAAAGCCUCUGUUAGAUAUCAGGACCAUAUUGUUAAAAAAGGUGAAAUGAAUAUUACAACAGACUUUGGACCUCCUGAAGCACCCAGCGAUUUGACUUCUACAUCAAUAAAUGACACAAAAAUUGAAAUUUCUUGGGCUGGACCUUCACAACUUUUUCAUGGCUUUUUCAUCAAACAUAACAACUCUAAGGAAAAAGUGGAAGUUCUACCAAAUGUUACCCAUUAUAGUCUGACAAACUUGAAGCCUUAUACACCAUACGGUAUAUCAGUAAGUGCCUUUACUAAAGGAAUGAUAGAACGGGAGGGACCUGCUGUAACUGAAUCCUUUUGGACAGAUAUAGGAAAACCAAGCGUGGUUAGAAAUAUGGUUGUAAAUUUGACAAGUGACAAUAGUGUAAUAGUUGCAUGCGAAGAACCACAAGAUAAAAAUGGUCCCACUUUGACCUACUAUUUGAAUGUGACAUCUUUGUAUGGCAAUAGAUCCCAAAAGAACACAACAUGCAGGUUUGCACUGUACGAUCUUCAUUUCAUGACCAAUCACACAUUUGAGCUCUACACUUACAAUGGCAAGUGCCAUGGAGACCCAGUUACUAGAAGUAAAGUCACCAGAUAUAAUUCCAAAGCACUGAUUAUGUUUCUGAUAUUUCUGAUUAUUGUGACAUCAAUAGCCUUACUAGUUGUUCUUUACAAGAUCUAUGAUCUGCACAAAAAAAGAACAAGUAGUUUUGAUGAACGGGUAGAACUUGUUCCGAGAGAUGAUGAAAAACAGAUAAUGAAUGUAGAGCCAAUCCCUGCAGACCUGUUACUGGAAACAUAUAAGAGGAAGAUUGCUGAUGAGGGAAGACUUUUUCUGGCUGAAUUUCAGAGCAUUCCAAGGAUAUUCAGCAAGUUUCCAAGCAAAGAUGCACGCAAAGCUUUUAACCAGAACAAAAACCGCUAUAUUGACAUCCUUCCCUAUGAUUAUAAUCGUGUUGAACUCUCUGAGAUAAAUGGAGAUGCUGGAUCAGACUAUAUAAAUGCAAGUUAUGUGGACGGUUUCAAAGAGCCAAGGAAAUAUAUUGCUGCCCAAGGUCCAAGAGAAGAAACUGUUGAUGAUUUCUGGAGGAUGAUCUGGGAACAGAAAGUAACUAUUAUUGUCAUGGUCACUCGCUGUGAAGAAGGAAACCGGAACAAGUGUGCUGAAUACUGGCCAACAAUGGAAGAGGGCACUCAAAUUUAUGGAGAUGUUAUUGUAAAGAUACAUGAACACAAAAUAUGUCCAGAUUACAUUGUUCAGAAACUGAAUGUUACAAAUAAAAGGGAGAAAACAACUGGAAGAGAUGUGACACACAUUCAGUUCACCAGCUGGCCUGACCAUGGGGUCCCAGAUGAUCCUCACCUUCUUCUCAAGUUGCGUCGAAGAGUUAAUGCCUUCAGUAACUUUUUCAGUGGUCCCAUUGUUGUCCAUUGCAGUGCUGGUGUUGGCCGUACAGGUACCUACAUUGGAAUUGAUGCUAUGCUGGAGGGACUAGAGGCUGAAAACCGAGUGGAUGUUUACGGCUAUGUUGUCAAGCUUCGGCGACAGAGAUGCCUGAUGGUUCAAGUGGAGGCACAGUACAUCCUGAUUCAUCAGGCUUUGGUAGAGUACAAUCAGUUUGGAGAAACUGAAGUGAGCAUGCUGGAAUUACAUUCCUAUCUAAAUAACCUGAAAAAGAGGGAUCCACCCAGUGAGCCAUCCCCACUGGAGGCAGAAUUCCAGAGACUUCCCUCAUAUAGGAACUGGAGGUCCCAGCACACUGGAAAUCAAGAAGAAAAUAAAAGCAAAAACAGGAAUUCCAAGAUUAUUCCAUAUGACUUUAACAGAGUGCUACUGAAACAUGAACUGGAGACCAGCAAAGAGAGUGAACACGAUUCAGAUGAAUCAUCUGAUGAUGACAGUGACACUGAUGAGCCAAGCAAAUAUAUCAAUGCUUCUUUCAUAACCACUUACUGGAAACCUGAAGUGAUGAUUGCCACCCAAGGGCCACUAAAGGAAACAAUUGCUGACUUCUGGCAAAUGGUCUUUCAAAGAAAAGUCAAAGUUAUUGUAAUGCUGACAGAUCUGAAAGAUGGGGAGCAGGAGGUCUGUGCUCAGUACUGGGGAGAAGGAAAGCAAAAAUAUGAAGAUGUGGAAGUAGAAAUGAAAGACAUGAACAGUUCUACAGCUUAUACUAUUCGUGUAUUUGAACUGAGACAUGCAAAGAGGAAAGAUGUCCGAACAGUCUAUCAAUAUCAGUAUAACAGCUGGAAAGGGGAAGACCUUCCCACCCAACCCAAAGAAUUAAUUUCUAUGAUUCAAAACUUCAAAGAGAAACUUCCAAAGAAACAUGGCAUUGAAGUGCAAAAACAUCACAAGACUGCAUCUCUUCUUGUUCACUGCCGGGAUGGAUCCCAAAAAACAGGAACAUUUUGCGCUUUGUUAAAUCUUUUGGACUCUGCAGAAACAGAAGAUGUAAUCGAUGUUUUUCAAGUAGUGAAAUCUCUGCGCAGAGCCAGGCCAGAAAUGGUUUCAUCCUUUGAACAAUACCAGUUCCUGUAUGAUAUCAUUGCAAACACUUACCCUGCCCAGAAUGGACAAGUAAAGAAAAGCAGCCAUCAACAAGAUAAAAUACAAUUUGACAAUGAAGUGGACACACCAAAUCAGGAUGCUAACUGUGUUAGCUCAUCUGGUAAUCUGGAUAAGACUCAAGAAAAAAGCAGAAAGGAUGAAGAAACAAAGAAUACAGGUGGUAGUAAAGAGACUGAAAGCUCUUCAAAUGGUCCCACAAGUCCAACCUUAAUGGAAAGUACCUAGGGAAGUAUGUGGAUCUAGGGCAUUGUUAAUGAAACCUUUGACAUCCUUUCGUUUUUCUGUCUUCAAGGAGUAGGAAAGGAAAAAAAGGUCUGUUUGAAAUCUGUGGAUCCAUGGAAUUCAUGUAACUAGUGACCACAAUAUUUUUUAAUCCUAGGGAAAUUUAUUUUAUAUAUUUUUUACAAAAUUCUUUGUAUAGUCAAAUGCUUAUUCAAAACAUUUUUCUACUAUUAACUAAUGGGCUUUCUUCAUCAGUUUUUUGUUUGGUUCUGUUUUGUUUUAAGAAGAAAGAUUUCAAGUGAAAGUCAUUUAUCUUAGAGGAGGGUAACUUAUGAACUAUCUUUUAUGACCUCAAAGGGAAAACCACUUUUAAUCAGGUUUGUUAUUUAGUUUGGGACACAUUAUUUUAUCAGUUAAAACCUGUGUGUAGGGCAUGUUUUGAAAUGAAAACAAGUACAUUUUCCAGAAUGACCUCAAGAUGUCCCCAUUGUUCUAUGUAAACUAAUUUCGCAGUUCAAUAUUUGACUCUUAGGAGGGGGCAUCAAAGAGCAGUAGUGUAUGUUUGUGCAAAGUCUAUUAAGGAAAUUCUCUGUAUUACGUCUUGGCAUCCCUACACACCAUGUGUUAGUAUUUAGUCCCCUAUUUUUCCAUGCUUAUUUAACCUAAUUUAAACAGGGUUAACAAAUGAACAUAUUUUGCUGUCUCUGUGUAAUACAUACAACUUGUUUGAUAUAAACUGCUCUCUGUACAGGAUUUGGAAUUAAUUAUUUAGUAUAUUUACAUAUCCUGUGCUACUCCCACCCCUGUCUUUUAUUGUUUGUUGCAAUUGAAGUGAAAUAAACAUCUUUUAAGAGAGACAAACUUGAUAGAUAGUUAACAUACAUAGAAUGGAAAAACUGGAACUGAACAAAUUCAUUUGUAUAAAAUAUUUAUUCCUGAAAGGAUUUUCCAAGAAAUUCUGUAUUUAGUUAUCAGCGAAGCACAGCCCAGUCUGCUUGCUCAUGUUUAUCUUAUUGGAUACUGGUAGUUCAGUAUCAAAGCAUUUACUUCAAAUCUUUCAAAAGCUUUUUUAAAAAAUAUUAAAUGAGGUCAUUGCAAAAUUCAGUAUGAAAUAACCACUAUUUAUGUAUAUAUGUCAGUUACAGAUUUUGAUAAUUUGGAAAAAAUAAUAUUAAACUACAUGUGAUAUAUCCUAAGUGGUACACAUACUAAAACUUACCAAUUGAAAUGCAAUUAAAUACAGGCAAAGGAUAUUGCCUUAACCUCAAGAGCUACAUAAAUGUAAUCAAUUUUCAACAUUAUUAUUUGUGUUGUUCAUAAGAAAUAGAAACCUCAAUGUCCUUGAUAUUUCACUUUAGAACCAUUGAAACUAGGGAUAAAAAGCAUCUGCUUACAAGGAGCUGUGUUGAGGUAAGGUCAUUUCUAUUGGUCAUAUACUGUCCUUAGGUUCGCAGUUGACUAUGACUUACUGACUUAGCUUCCCAGAUGAUUCCAUUGCUUUUUAUUCUCUCCAUAUAUUCAAUGCUAUUCCACAAACAUUUAUUAAGUGCCUACUGUGUGCCAGGCAUUUGGCCAUGUGUAUCACCAUAUUCAUCAACAUAAUGCUUUUUAUUAUUGUUGUUAUUGUCUUUUUUUUGACAAAGGAAAAUGCCUGAAAGCACCUUAAAAGAGUUUUUUUAAGUGAGUGAUGAUUUGGGAGAGCAAAUUUGGGAAACCACGUCAGUACUAUGUACCAGGCCUAUCAUUUAUCACACCAGUUUAGAACUGCUGCAGUGAUAUAUUACCACUUGAUUCCUCAAGUCUCCAUCUGUAGCUUGAGAAAAUAGCUGCUGGACAAUCUAUGUAAAAUACUGCCUAGUAUUCAAGUAUAGGAGAUGUGUGGUUUUCAAACUAUAAGUCUUUCUUCCAUGGCUGACUAUAAGUAGUAGUUUAUUGCACUGGUUCAGAACAGAAGAAUAACCAACAAAAACAACAACAAAAGAGCAAAACAGUUUUGAUAUAGGAUUCAAAAUGUGCAUUUCCCAUUGCUAUUUAAUUCUGUGCUAAGAAGCAUAAAAUAAAGAUUAUUUUUUAAAAAUA